Molecule: messenger RNA, 1065 nt
Organism: Klebsormidium nitens
Lineage: Eukaryota; Viridiplantae; Streptophyta; Klebsormidiophyceae; Klebsormidiales; Klebsormidiaceae
Source: the annotation of a GenBank genome assembly
UGCAAUGUCUUACGACUUCAGACGUCCGAAGUUCUGCUCAGCAGCAAGCCAGAGCUGCAAACCUGAAAAUGCAAUGCAGCGUUGUACCCAUUGUGAGAAAGAAAAGAGCUGAGCUGAGAAGUGGGCAGGAGAUGGGGGAAAGACGCUCUUGAGCCUUGAGGUUGAUGUGGCUCUUGUAGAUACCUGGUAGGUAUCUGAGGUCCCAGGACACGGUUCCAGGGGAGGUAGGUUUGGGCCUGUAGAGUGUCCUUUUACAAAGCUGCACAUAAGAACAACAUCAGGACCCUGCAUUGCAACAAAAAAGCGUCCUGGAGGGCGCUGCCAGUCACACAGUCAAUUAGGGAGGUGAGGUAGGAUGGCACUUUCUGCGGCGGCAGCAAGCGUGAGCGCUCCGGUGUCCACCGCAGGGGCAUCCAGAAACUUUUCGCAGUUCCAGGGGUUGCGGCCUACCACCCCAGCCCAGAUAGCUUCUAGACCCACUUACCAGGUGCACUGUAGACGAGUUGUCGCUCCCAGGGCGCUCGAUGUAGAUUCGGGGACGGCCAUAGGAGUUGCUGCUGCCAUUGCGGGCCUGGCAGCCGGGAUUGCAAUCCCCGUCUUUUAUGAGAUACAAGUCAAAGGAGCGUCAUCAAGGGAGAAUGACCAACCAUGCUUUCCCUGCAAAGGAACCGGUUCACUACUUUGCCGGUUCUGCCAAGGUCAGGGUGUGAUUGUCGUGGACCUCGGAAUGGGGGCCAAAGAGGAGUCCCAGUGCAUCAACUGCGAGGGGAAUGGCUCCGUGACUUGUACAACAUGCAAUGGGAGCGGGGUGCAGCCUCGUUACCUAGACCGCAGGGAGUUCCGUGAUGACGAUUAGCUUGUUACAAUUCCUCGCAACUACAAGCACGUGGACAGUCGGUCUGCUGGAGAGUUGGUAUCCAUAGGAACAAGAGCAAUAAGAAAAAGCGUGGAAUUUUGCACCUCACCACGAACCCAAUUCCAAGUCAUGAUGCACAUGUGUGUGUAUGUUCUCCCUGAUGCUCCUCCUAUGUAGUGCCUUCUGUUCGUUGUUAAAUCUUUGUGACA